Messenger RNA from Diospyros lotus (date-plum), 660 nucleotides. Its product is annotated as NADH dehydrogenase [ubiquinone] 1 beta subcomplex subunit 9. The record is from RefSeq and is a predicted model, not a curated record. NCBI's taxonomy places the organism in Eukaryota, Viridiplantae, Streptophyta, Magnoliopsida, Ericales, Ebenaceae. Bases 50 to 397 code for a protein of 115 amino acids. Gene Ontology annotation, biological process: mitochondrial electron transport, NADH to ubiquinone. The transcript has 6 exons.
AAAAUCGAGUGUCGAGCAGAAAGAGAGAGAGAGAGAGAGAGAGAGAGAGAUGAGUGCAUCGGCUGGGUACCUUGCAAGAAGGGCAGCGCAGAAGGAGAGAGUGAGGAUACUCUACCGGCGAGCCCUCAGAGACACUCUCAACUGGGCCGUCCAUCGCCAUCUCUUCUACCAAGAUGCAUCAGACCUCCGCGAGAAGUUCGACGCCAACAAAAAUGUGGAAGAUAUUGAGACAAUUGAUAGACUGAUAACUUUUGGUGAGGCAACAUACAAUAAAUGGCGGCACCCUGAUCCUUAUAUUGUUCCAUGGGCUCCUGGUGGCUCCAAGUUUACUCGCAAUCCAACACCACCAACCGGGAUUGAAAUAGUGUACGAUUAUGGAAAGGAAGAUAAUGACUGAAACUGUCAUCCUCGUCUUCCAUGAGAAUAAAUGGGGGUGAAGGAAUGUGACAGCAGUGAGUAAUUGUUUCCUCUUGUUUGUGGCUGUUCUUCUGUUCAAAGAUAAGUCAAGACUGUUAGUUCCGAACAAUGUUGAGAUGCUUGCUCCUUGUGCCGAAUUUGUUACUUCCUGAGAUUAAUAAGCGAACGGACUAAGUGUUUUGCAUCACUUAUAUAAAACACAACAAUAUCUAUAUUACAUGUGCAGCCCUGCAUUCCAAUUUA